AUGAGGUUAUGGUCCGUGAACGCGUCAAGAGGUAUAAAUAGUCCACUCCCACCAAGGUCGAAAGCGACCACCAGUUCUCCAUCUCUUUCCAGUCCCCCAGUUCAAAAUGAAAGUCCUCUUGUUCGGUGCCUCUGGGUAUCCAAUGCCCUCAUUCGCAAUGGUCAUGUCGUAGUUGGUGUCUCUCGCAGCGAGAAACAAGCACAGAUUAUGAGGGCUAACGAAGAUAUCUUCGACCCCUCACUGUGGAGUGAGCAUCUUGCGGAUACAGAUGUAGUCAUCGACUGUACAGCUGGCGACAUCUGGGUGAGCGCAAAGAAACUGUUCAACGCCGUUGAGACCGCUGCGGCAUCUGUCCGAGCUCCAGGCGUUCCAAAAUUAGCCUACAUUUACACUUCCGGAACUUGGGUCCAUGGUGAUGACCGCAAUAUUUUCCGCUCUGAUAGCUCACCAUUGCCAAACCCCGCAUCCAUUGUCGCUUGGCGGCCCGCGUUUGAACAAGAAGUGAUCGCGAGUACGGCCGUUCGUGGUAUUGUCAUUCGCCCCUCUUGCUGUUAUGGUCGAAGUGGCGGUCUCUUCGGUUUCUUGUACUCUCAAGGUGAAUCUGGACAGCUCAGCUGGUUCUCCAAGCCAGGAGCAUUCAACGCCACAGUCCACGUUGAUGAUGUCGCAGAAUUUUUCUUGCUGGCUGCAGAGAAGAACCACCUCAUCUAUGGACUCAUCCUUGACUGCUCAAAUGAACAAACAGAGUCAGUUGAAGGGAUGUUAUAUGCUUUUGCAGCGGUAGCUGGAAUCCCAUUCGAUAAAAUUUCGUAUCGGGAACCUGCAAACGUGCUCGAGGAAGCCAUGGCUGCGACCUCCAAACUGAGGCCUACCCUUGCCCGCACCAUUCUAGGUUGGGCUCCUCGUAAAGCCUCGGCGACUGAUGGGAUGGCGGUUUACUAUGAGGCCUACAAGGCUGCUCAAGGAAAAUAA
Acaulospora colombiana is the source of this 972-nucleotide messenger RNA. The record is from the annotation of a GenBank genome assembly. NCBI's taxonomy places the organism in Eukaryota, Fungi, Glomeromycota, Glomeromycetes, Diversisporales, Acaulosporaceae.